CCUUAAGAUCAAAACUACCAUUCUUUAGACCUUUCUUUCCAUUCUCUUCCCAUCACCAUGCAUUCGUUUUCCUCCCUUCUCGCCUACGGCCUGGCUGCCGGGGCUACCCUUGCCGCUGCCUCUCCCAUCGAGGCCCGGGCCAGCUGCACCUUCACCACCGCGGCGGCCGCCAAGUCCGGCAAGACUGGCUGCACGACCAUCGUCCUGGACAACAUCGAAGUCCCGGCUGGCACCACCCUGGACCUGACUGGCCUCAAGUCCGGCACCAAGGUCAUCUUCGAGGGCACCACGACCUUCGGCUACGAAGAAUGGGCUGGCCCUCUGAUCUCGAUGAGCGGAACCGACAUCACCGUCACCGGUGCCUCGGGCCACCUGAUCAACUGCGACGGCGCUCGCUGGUGGGACGGCAAGGGCGAGAACGGCAAGAAGAAGCCCAAGUUCUUCUACGCCCACAAGCUGGAUUCCUCCUCCAUCACCGGCCUCAGUAUCAAGAACACCCCGCUCAUGGCCUUCAGCAUCGAAGCCAACGACAUCACCCUCACCGACAUCACCAUCAACAACGCCGACGGUGACUCCCAGGGUGGCCACAACACCGACGCCUUCGACGUCGGCAACUCCGUCGGCGUCAACAUCAUCAACCCCACCGUCCACAACCAGGACGAUUGCCUCGCCAUCAACUCCGGCGAAAACAUCUGGUUCACCGGCGGUACCUGCGUCGGUGGCCACGGUCUCUCCAUCGGCUCCGUCGGCGGCCGCUCCGACAACAUCGUCAAGAACGUCACCAUCGAACACUCCACCGUCAGUGACUCCGAGAACGGUGUCCGUAUCAAGACCAUCGCGGGCGACACAGGCUCCGUCUCCGAAGUCACCUUCUCCAACAUCCAGCUCUCCACUAUCUCCGACUACGGUGUCGUCAUCCAGCAGGAUUACGAGGACGGCAAGCCCACCGGUAAACCCACCAACGGUAUCGCGAUCACCGAUAUCAAGCUCGACGGUGUCACCGGUAGCGUGGACAGCAAGGCCACCGAGAUUUACCUCCUCUGUGGCUCGGGUAGCUGCACCGACUGGACCUGGGAUGAUGUUAAGAUCACCGGUGGUAAGAAGUCCACCGCUUGCAAGAACUACCCUUCGGUGGCUUCUUGCUAGGUUACUCGCCAGCCGGAAACCUAAUACACAACCGUCGGACCGAUGGAUUCGGUUUGAUCUGUAUUCAUUCACCCUAGUCUUAGUCUUAGUCUUAGAUAGAUAUAAUCGC
This is a messenger RNA of Aspergillus ibericus CBS 121593, 1255 nucleotides long. Its product is annotated as glycoside hydrolase family 28 protein. The coding region runs from base 58 to 1146 and encodes 362 amino acids. The record is from RefSeq and is a predicted model, not a curated record. Gene Ontology annotation, biological process: pectin catabolic process. The transcript has a single exon. Lineage: Eukaryota; Fungi; Ascomycota; Eurotiomycetes; Eurotiales; Aspergillaceae. Gene Ontology annotation, molecular function: polygalacturonase activity. Gene Ontology annotation, cellular component: extracellular region.